AUGGCUGCUCCACCUGCUAGGGCUAGAGCCGAUUACGAUUAUCUCAUUAAGCUUCUUCUGAUCGGUGAUAGCGGUGUGGGUAAAAGUUGUUUGCUUUUGAGGUUCUCUGAUGGCUCCUUUACCACUAGCUUCAUCACCACCAUUGGCAUUGAUUUUAAGAUAAGAACCAUUGAGCUUGAUAGCAAACGCAUCAAACUCCAGAUUUGGGAUACGGCCGGGCAAGAACGGUUUCGAACCAUCACCACUGCUUAUUACCGAGGAGCAAUGGGCAUUUUGCUGGUGUAUGAUGUCACAGACGAGUCGUCCUUCAACAACAUUAGAAAUUGGAUUCGUAAUAUCGAACAGCACGCUUCAGAUAAUGUCAACAAAAUCUUGGUAGGGAACAAAGCCGACAUGGACGAGAGCAAGAGGGCUGUGCCAAAAGCAAAGGGUCAAGCACUUGCUGAUGAAUAUGGAAUCAAGUUCUUCGAAACAAGUGCCAAAACAAAUCUAAACGUGGAAGAAGUUUUCUUCUCGAUAGCAAAAGACAUUAAGCAGAGACUAGCAGAUACCGACUCGAGAGCAGAGCCUGCGACGAUUAAGAUCAGCCAAACAGACCAGGCGGCUGGAGCCGGGCAGGCCACGCAGAAGUCUGCAUGCUGUGGAACUUAA
This is a messenger RNA of Thlaspi arvense, 651 nucleotides long. The record is from the annotation of a GenBank genome assembly. NCBI's taxonomy places the organism in Eukaryota, Viridiplantae, Streptophyta, Magnoliopsida, Brassicales, Brassicaceae.